GCGGAUGUUGAUUCGGAAACGCUGUUGGAGCAGUUGUGGCUUCCUCAAAAAAAAAAAAAAAAAAAAAAAAAACUAGCUGUAUGGCUAAAUAUCUCUCAUAACACAUUAAUACUGCGGACACAGACACAUCUACAGUUAAAGCGUAACCUUUCAUGAAGCUGGCAGUGACAUCACUCACAAACACAAGUGUCUGGACUGAGCAGGAUGCGAGCAAAAAAACCAAAACAAAAACCACUGCAGGAAAUUAGCCCGUUAGCUUAGACAGACAAGACAGCCAAGUCAAGUGUUGUUAUGAGGCUUAUUUGUACCUCUUUAUGCUCAUACUUGAUUUAACCAAGCGCUGCACGAUGGACACCGAGGCUAUAGUGAUCCGUAUAAAAACGCCGUCAGGGGACAUGGACUCGUCCGUCGACUGUCCAUCUCUUCUCAACUUCAAUGACUUGCUGCUCGCCAUCAGAGAUGUCAUGCCUGAAGCCACUGUCACGGCCUUUGAAUAUGAAGAUGAGGUGGGAGACAGAAUCACUGUAAGAAGUGAUGAAGAACUCAACGCCAUGUUAUCAUAUUACUGCAACACAAUGAAUGAACAACGCAUGAAUGGACUGCUGCCGGACCCUCUACAGAUUUUUCCACGAGCCGGCAAGACUCCAGGGAUCCGGAACAUACAUGGCCUGAAGGUUAAUACAAGACCUAACCCAGCCAAUGACUGCACUCAUGCUGUCCCAGACUCCAUGGCCAACAACAGCUUAAAAAAAUCAUCUGCUGAGCUGAAGAGGAUCCUGACAAAUGGGCAGAUAAAUGCCCAAGAUAUCCACUAUCAAGAGCAGCUUGGCCAUGGAAACGGAGGCACAGUUUACAAAGCUUAUCAUCUUCUCGGCAAGCGGGUUUUAGCUGUCAAGGUCAUUCCCCUGGAUAUCACAGUGGAAUUACAGAAGCAGAUCAUGUCAGAAUUAGAAAUCCUCUACAAGUGUGAUUCACCCUACAUCAUCACUUUCUUCAGUGCCUUUUUUGUAGAGAACAGGAUAUCCAUAUGCACAGAAUUUAUGGACGGUGGUUCUCUGGACGUGUACAAAAGAAUUCCAGAGCACGUGCUGGGGAGGAUCGCAGUGGCAGUAGUGAAAGGCCUGACAUAUCUGUGGAGCCUGAAGAUACUUCACAGAGAUGUCAAGCCUUCCAAUAUGCUGGUGAACACCCGGGGACAAGUCAAGCUCUGUGACUUUGGUGUCAGCACACAGUUGGUGAAUUCUAUAGCCAAAACUUAUGUGGGAACUAACGCAUACAUGGCGCCGGAAAGGAUAUCAGGGGAACAGUAUGGAAUCCAUGCAGAUGUGUGGAGUGUGGGAAUCUCUUUCAUGGAGUUGGCGCUAGGCAUGUUCCCCUAUCCACAGAUUCAGAAAAACCAAGGAUCUUUAAUGCCUCUCCAGUUACUGCAAUGCAUCGUUGAUGAGGAUCCUCCAGUUCUUCCUGUCAGCCAAUUCACUGAGAAGUUUGUUCACUUCAUCACUCAGUGUAUGCGGCGGCAACCCAAAGAGAGACCUGCCCCUAAUAACCUCAUGGAUCAUUCCUUCAUCAUUCAGUAUAAUGACGGUAAUGCAGAGGUGGUGUCCAUGUGGGUUUGUCGCUGUCUGGAGGAGAGGCGAGCUCAGCAGGCUCAGGGACACGUCUGACGUCCUCCUGCUGUCUGCCCAUGAUGGACCAGGACGUUUGAAACCUUCAACACUUAUCAAUGGCUUCAAGGUCCAGUACGUCCAUAUGCACUGUAAAAGUGACUUGAUAUACACGGACAAAAAUCACUAGAUGUUGAAUACUUUAGGUGAGUAAAUCUCACCUGGAGUGUGUAUGUGUGUGUGCUAUAUGCCAUGACAUUGAGGAGCUCACAUCUUUUGAACUCUGCAUCCAAAAAGCGCACAGAGAUUUCUUUGUAGCGUGAGGUCUCCAUCUGCAGCUUCGUCCCCAUGUUUUUUUGAGAGAUACAGAACUGCAGCGAGCGCCACAGUCGUCUGAGUGAAGAGAAACGGUCCUGAUUAACAGGAUCAGUGACAAUAAACAAGUUCAAAGCAUAAGACUGCAAUACGCUGACAGAGUUUUUGCUCUGUUUCUAGGAUGGUGUCUCAAAUAACCAUUGUGUGCUUUACUGUUGACAGCCCUCUAGUGAAUGUUAAGGUUUUUGCCUGUGAAUAACUGCCCAUGUGUGUGCCUGUUUUUCCAGUGGUGUAAUUUAUUACCUCAACAAACUUUUAAGUUGUCACUGUAAUAUGAAAACUUCCCCCCAAAAUUGUUCCUGUUUUAAUACCAGGAGUAAAACAUUUGUAUCCAGUCAUUCCCUAACAUUGUGAGGUUGGGGUGUUACAUGGAUACAAAGCUCUGUCUGUCUUAAGGGGUGUUGGAAUGAAACAAGCCUGCAGUAUCAAUGAGUUUGAAGCACUGACACACAUUUUAUUUUCUUGGCUCUCAAGCUUACUGACCAAACAGUUUGUUGUUCACACUCAUCAAGUGGAAACCCCCACCCUUGUUUUAUUUUAAUGUUUAAAACUGUUUUUAACUCGGUUGCACAUCUUUUAUUUCCAUUUGCAAGGAAAUGCUCGACGUUGAAUGCCACUGAACCGACCCUUUGGAGAGGAAAUUGUGCUGAAGCAGUUCUCCUCAUUACUUCAACUGCUAUUUGUUUUUCUUUGAAAGAGUAAUGUAACAGAAUCCGUAACUCUUCCUUCCCUUACAGACUAACUCUUUAUUAAUUCUAACUUGUUUUAUCCACUUUCUCACCAGUAAAUCCUUUCUUUAGCUAAAUAUGUCAUGUACUAUACAGAGAGUUUACGUUUCUGUUGCAUUACUCGUGAGUGCUGUAGAGGGGGAAACGAUAAUGCCGUGCACUAAACACCAAAGACCACUGACGACUCAAACAAUGGAUUACAUUGAUUUCUCAUGACUGAGGCUGAACGUAAAAUGAAUCGCUUGACACGGUCUUUAUGUGUAGCUGUUGAAAUGUGUAAUGCUCAAGUGCAAUUAACUUCCAUUACUUCCACAAAGGCACAGUAAACGCAGCCUACACUGACAUGAUGUGUGCGGUGUGAGCAUCGCUGGAAACGAAUGUAACGGCAGUACAUCAGCGCAACAGAAAAGGCUUAAAAACCAGUGUGUAGGAAAUUAGUGGCAUCUAGUGGUGGGAUUGCAACCAACGGGAACCACUUGACUCAAUAAAGCGUGUAGGAGAAGGCCCUAUCAACAGUCAGUGUUUGGUUUGUCCACUCUGGGCUGUUGUAGAAACAUGGCAGUUUAACAUGGCGGACUCCGUAGAAGAUAACCCACUCCCUCUGUAGAUAAAAACGGCUCAUUCUAAGUUAACAAAAAGACAACAAUUAUUAUUUUCGGGUGAUUAUGCAUUAAUUAAAACAUACCUAUAAAUAUUAUUCAAUUUCUGCCAAUAGAUCCUCCUAAAUGUUACACACUGGACCUUUAAGCAUCAGUUUAUUUUACAUGUUGAGUAGUUUCUCCAUUACACUGCUCAGUGUAAAACAAUCAAAUGUGAUCCAUCAUACCAUUCAUAAUUCUCUAUAAGAUUUCUUGCAUAUUUACAUGAACAAGCCCACACUCGGUCCAUUUUUUUAUCAUAAUUUUGUCAAUCAUCUUAUUUCCAGAGUGGAUUGUUGUUAUUAAUGUUCAUUUCACUGUUGUCCCACAAUGAAAAACUAUUUGAAGAUGGAAGAGUGUUAUCUUCAGGAACAGCGUGAAAACAAGAAAGGUUAAGUCUCUCUUUCUACAACUACAAAUUACAAUUGAAAGUUUUGGUAAAAGUAAUUUUGCCGAAAAAUACCAAUGUGAAGAAUUAACCUUUACUCUUUGGACAAACAUUUUGCUUUCUGUUGAAGCAGGAGCUUUCAAAUCGCACUUUAAUCAGCGUGCAUCGUAUCAUUUCAAGUACAAACCACUACUCCUUAUGGCAGAUUGGUCAGAGUAGUCUAACAAGUAACGACUUCUCAUAGCGCCCUCUACUGGUUGUGUUCAGUACUUUUCCAUAUCUAACAGUUCAAUUAUUGUUAAUAAAUAUUGCUUAUAACAAUGUGCUUCAUUCUGUGUUACAACUGUUGGGAUUCCAGGUCAUUCCUAACUAAUUGUUUAUGUUUGUUAAACAACCAGCAGAGGCGCUGUUUGUCAAGAUCCUUCCCGUAUUUCAUUAUUUGCCUCAGAAACCGGAAAAUGAGGCACAGCCUUUUUUUUUUUUAUAAAUAUACUUUCACUUAACUGUGGGAGGGACAUCUGUAAAAGAUGCCAUUCAUUUUAAUUGUUAAAAAAAAUUGUUGAAACUCAAAAUGAAAAGUAACUGAAAUACAACAGUUGCACAACGAAUAGAAUAUGCACUCAGCAUUAUACCACUCAUAUCUUUAAUUAUAUCCAUCGAACUGUCACUUCGGGUAAGUCAUGUACCAAACUGACAUCCACAUUACAUUAAAUUGGCCUUAAAUGUAACUAAAGCUAUAAAUACUAGCAAUCUAGUUAAACUAGUAAAUAAGUGUGGAGAAAAAAAGAGUAGUGUGUGUAGUGGCCACUAUGAACACUCUGCAAAUGUUAAUGUAUUCUUGCAACUCAAACGAAACCAAAAAGAGAAAAAAAGAUUUAAUAUUUCUGUACUUUAAGCUCCAAAAGCUCAGAUGCGUCUUUUUUUGGUUUUGUAUGUUGUACUCACUGAUUUUUAUCAAUACAUCUGCAGUGUCAGUGGGAGUUUACUUAUUUAUUUUUUUUACUUUUCAGUCUGCUUACAAUGGAGAUCAUCUCUUGUGACUCUUGCCCUGUUUAUUUUUCCUGUUUUUGCCAAAACCACAAAGCAUUUAGUCAGUGAUGGGACUCAGCAGAAAUACUAGUGCUGUGAUGUUACUGGCUGAUUAUGGCCUUUUCUGUAAUUAUCUGUGUUGGCACAUAUUCCAACCAUAAUGCACAAAUAAUAAAAAGUAUUUAAACAAUAA
Molecule: messenger RNA, 4955 nt
Organism: Dicentrarchus labrax (European seabass)
Lineage: Eukaryota; Metazoa; Chordata; Actinopteri; Moronidae
Gene: map2k5
Product: mitogen-activated protein kinase kinase 5
Exons: 22
Coding region: 315-1664 (449 amino acids)
Biological process (GO): protein phosphorylation
Molecular function (GO): protein kinase activity; ATP binding; protein binding
Source: RefSeq, a predicted model, not a curated record